AUGGAUAUAUACCGUAUUUAUCAAGCGGUAGAGACUCUGCCCGAUGUUCGGGCACUUCUUCUCGGCUAUAAGGGCCAACACGCCGACACAAUACAUGAAUGCUUCAUACUGCCAUUAGAGGAGUCUAUAGGAAAUUUUUCUAAAUAUCGUGAGAUGGUUCAAGCAACAAUUGAUCUACCUCUAGCAGAGAACCGUGGCGAGUUUGCAGUGAAGCCAGAAUUCGAUCCUUCGCUGAAAGGUGACUUCUGUAUGCCUUAG
Messenger RNA from Protopolystoma xenopodis, 258 nucleotides. The record is from the annotation of a GenBank genome assembly. NCBI's taxonomy places the organism in Eukaryota, Metazoa, Platyhelminthes, Monogenea, Polystomatidea, Polystomatidae.